This is a messenger RNA of Stereum hirsutum FP-91666 SS1, 878 nucleotides long. Its product is annotated as haloacid dehalogenase. The coding region runs from base 51 to 791 and encodes 246 amino acids. Gene Ontology annotation, molecular function: hydrolase activity, acting on halide bonds, in C-halide compounds. The record is from RefSeq and is a predicted model, not a curated record. Lineage: Eukaryota; Fungi; Basidiomycota; Agaricomycetes; Russulales; Stereaceae. The transcript is spliced from 5 exons.
GUCGCUCUACAGCUCAGUAUUUUCGCUAUCUGGCUGCUCUUGUCACAAUCAUGGAAACGACGGCGUUCGAAGGCUGCAAGGCUAUAGUCUUUGAUCUAAUGGGAACAUGUACCGACUGGCAUUCUGCUCUUUUGCCCCUAAUAACAUCGCUUCCUCCACUGGCUCCACCCCUGCCGUACACCCUGGGCGAAUUUCUCUUGCAGUGGCGUUUGGGUUUCUUUGCAGAGAUACACGCUCGAUUCGAACGUGGAGAACCGAACGAGGACAUCGAUAUCACACAUCGUCGUGUACUUGAUAGGCUUGUUGGAGAGAGCGCAGGCUGGAGCGAGGAAAUGAGGGAAAGGCUCGUGAAGGGAUGGCACAAUCAGGUGGCAUGGCCUGAUUCAAUACCGGGAAUUCAGAGGCUCAAGAAUAGGUUCGACGUCGUUGUGCUAGCCAAUGGCACUACACGGCUCCAAUUGGACAUUGUGCGCUCUUCUGGACUUCCGUUCCACACACUAUUUUCUUCGCAACUUUUAGGAUUGACGAAGCCUGAUCCCGCGAUAUAUUUGAAAGCCCUGUCUUUCCUUGGAUUGCAUCCUAAAGAAUGCGUCAUGGUCGCUGCUCACGCAUAUGAUGUGCAAGCUGCACAAAAAGUAGGUCUGAAGACUGUUUACGUGCACCGUUGGACGGAAGAUCCAGAUCUCGACAUGUCGAUUGUUCGUGCCCAGUUUGACGCAUUCGUAGAUGGCCGGGAGACCACGGUGCACAAGGGAGGACUGUUGGAGGUAGCUGACAUUCUAGAUGCGUAGCGUUCUUCAGCCAUGUUGCGCACAGCGGCCGUAUAGCGAUAUUCACGCAAACUUCACAACCUGCCGAAUGAUCAUCAUGGGGUUUAC